Beauveria bassiana ARSEF 2860 is the source of this 1710-nucleotide messenger RNA. RefSeq names its product hexose transporter. Bases 1 to 1710 code for a protein of 569 amino acids. Gene Ontology annotation, cellular component: membrane. Lineage: Eukaryota; Fungi; Ascomycota; Sordariomycetes; Hypocreales; Cordycipitaceae. Gene Ontology annotation, molecular function: carbohydrate:proton symporter activity. The record is from RefSeq and is a predicted model, not a curated record. Gene Ontology annotation, biological process: transmembrane transport; carbohydrate transport. The transcript has 3 exons.
AUGGCGAUUGCCAUGCGCUGGCAGAAGCCUGACAAUGUCGCUGGCUCGUCAGCCCCAGCCAUUAUGGUUGGCCUAUUCGUCGCGUCUGGUGGUCUCUUGUUUGGUUAUGAUACUGGUGCAAUCAACGGCAUCCUCGCCAUGGACGAGUUCAAAAAACAGUUUUCUACGAAUUGCAGCGACGCCGGCGUCAAUACCAAUCUCUGCCCAAAAGACUCGUCGAUAAUUGUUGCCAUUCUUAGCGCUGGAACUGUUCUCGGCGCUCUGAUUGCCGCCCCAUUUGGGGACUUUUUGGGACGUCGCAAAUCUCUCCUUCUUGGCGUUGCACUCUUUUGCAUUGGUGCGAUUUGCCAAGUCUGCGCUGAAGACAUCCCUCUGCUUCUUGUUGGGCGAUUUCUUGCUGGUGUCGGCGUUGGUGCAGUCUCUGUACUUGUUCCCAUGUACCAAUCCGAGAUGGCUCCAAAAUGGAUUCGUGGUACUCUUGUAUGCGCAUAUCAACUCUCCAUCACAAUCGGCUUAUUGGGGGCUUCAAUUAUCAACAUCAUAACCUCACGGAUUCCCAACUCAGCGUCAUAUCGCAUCCCUCUCGGACUACAGAUAGUACCCGCUCUCAUCAUCACCGCGGGCCUACUUAUCCUUCCCGAGACCCCGCGAUUCCUCGUCAAAAAGGGUCGUAAUGAGGAGGCGGGCAUAUCGCUCAGUCGCUUACGUCGGCUAGAUAUUACUCACCCUGCUCUCAUUGAGGAGCUGCACGAAAUCAUUGCCAACCAUCAGUACGAGCUGACGCUGGGUGACGCCUCGUGGAAGGAAAUCUUUGUCGGCACGCCUCAUCUGGCACGUCGCACUUUUACCGGCUGUGGCUUGCAAAUGCUCCAGCAACUGUCCGGCAUCAAUUUCAUCAUGUACUUUAGCACAACCUUUUUCGGUGGUGCGGGCAUUGACAGCCCCUACACUAAAUCCCUCAUCAUACAAAUCAUCAAUGUCAUCUCGACCAUCCCCGGCCUCAUUGUCAUUGAGUCGUGGGGUCGACGCAGGCUGCUGAUGGCUGGUGCCAUCGGCAUGGCCGCUUGCCAGCUUAUUAUCGCAUCUUUUUUUACGGCGUCUGGCAAGGACCUGAGGACUGCACAGCAAACUAUCCUCAUGGUAUUUUGCUCUCUCAACAUAUUCUUCUUUGCUUCGUCGUGGGGUCCCGUGGUCUGGGUCGUCACCUCGGAAAUCUACCCUCUCAAGAUUCGAGCCAAGGCCAUGUCCAUCUCUACCGCUUCAAACUGGCUACUCAACUUCGGUAUUGCCUACAGCAUACCAUUCAUGGUGGACGUUGGUCCUGGUAAUGCUGGUUUCGGCCCCAAAAUUUUCUUCAUAUGGGGUGCCUUUUGCGUCAUUGCCGUCCUGUUUGUUUGGUGUAUGGUGUAUGAGACCAGCAAGAUCAGCCUUGAGCAGAUUGAUGAAAUGUAUGAGCGAGUGAACCACGCCUGGGAGAGUAAGAGAUUCGAGCCAAGCUGGAGCUUUCAGCAGAUUGUGGACGAAGGCUGGUCCCCAAGCGCCAUUCCUCCCCCAGGACAUGAGCUCCAUACGACCCCGUCACAAACGAGCGCCGAGACCACACUCAACGAUUCGGGGUCCACGACCACUACCCACGAAACUGGUCACUCGACAGACGAAGACAAGGCCGUGGCACCACCAACCAUGGCCAACGUCGACUUCAGCUACUAA